This is a messenger RNA of Ectocarpus sp. CCAP 1310/34, 1625 nucleotides long. The record is from the annotation of a GenBank genome assembly. NCBI's taxonomy places the organism in Eukaryota, Phaeophyceae, Ectocarpales, Ectocarpaceae.
CCCUGUCUCGAAACUCUGCACUUGUGGCACCACGCGUGUUGCUACAUUGCCCACAAAUUUACCAUCGCACGCGUAAAAACUUGUACAUCAAUUGCUACCCUCUGUCGUUGUGCCUGCAUGCCACACAUGGCAAAACGGGUUGGCGAAAAUGCCCAACGACAACGUCACCAACAUCACCAUUGCUGUGCCAAGGGCAGUAGGCUGCUGAGCAUCGUUGAUACACACGACAUCGCGUACUGGAGCCAGUGGCGUCUAGCCAUACACGGGGUUUGCGCCCGAUUUGAAGCAGUGGCACAGGUGGAAGCGGAUGCAUGGUCUCGAGAACGACUGGAUCAUGUCAGCAUUUCAAGGCAGCAGGCGUUGAGCAGCGAAGUGAGACAUCUCGAGACUCAGCUCGGCAAACACACGAGCAUGAAUGCCAAGCUGGAGGCGGCGUUGUGCGAGAACGCGGAAGCACUGGCCACGGCAGAAUCAGCAAGGAUAGCGGCAGCAGCUGCUGUCAGCCGAUUGCAGGCCCAGAUAUCCUACGACCAAGAGACAGCGAAGGCCUCCGCCAGAUCUCUGGAAGAGAAGAUAUCCCUCUCCACCAUCGCAUACCACGGCCUAGAAGAAUCGCUCCAGCAGGCACAGGAGGCCAAGCGCCAAGCUGAAGCAAGGGGUGAGGGGUUGUUGCGGGAGUCGGCGAGAACAGACGAGGAAUUGAGAGAGGCAAGACUGGCGAUGUCCAGAGCGCUUGAUGAAGCGCGAGCAGAGAAGGAGAGGAGAGAAGCGCUACAGGCUGAUCUGACGGCCCUUCGUGAGAAGUACAGCGCUCUGAAGAGACGUUUCGUCGACGCGGGGAGAAAAGUUGAAGCCGUGCGUGGCGAACGAGAUGCCUUGCGGCAAGAGCGUGCAACGCUGCAAGACAACCUGGCGGACGUGGAAAAGUUCCAGAGCUCGAACCGAGGGCAGGCGUUGGAUCGAAUGGAGCAGGACCUUGCCUCCGAACGGAUGCAAAGGGUAGAGCUAGAGGCGGACAGAGACGACCUCCAGUCACAGUUGGCAGCCGCUCUUCAGGCAGCAGCGCGUUCGUGACCGUCAUGAACAUCUGCUGUCAGCACUCUGGCUGUUUUGGCAGCCACGAUCCACGAGGUCCACGCCAGAUCCUUUGACAUGUAAAUCCUGAGAGUUUGAUGAGGGUGCACGCGGCUGUGCGCGUGGAAGUAGUGGUUUUCUCACGUCUGGAAUCCACGUUCAACGGGCGCUCGCUGAUAGAAAAGUUUCAGAUAUGUGCAGAAUUUUGCACUCGGUUGGUCUGGAACUGUUGUACAGUACAACGCUUCCAGCUUGAUUCGACCGGGGUUAUGGGUGGUGUGCAUUGGGCGGGGAACCUGGAAAAACAAAACGAAGAGGUUGUUACGAUAGGAUAGAAAUCGCUCGAUGCGGAGUGGCAAAGGGGAUGCAGUCAGAGUGAUACUGCAGAAGUAAAAUCAGGCACGAUAUGCCGGACAAGAUUGAACCACGUACAAGUACCAUUCCGAUGCCUCAGUAUUGACUGUGCAGGCGCCAUGACGAUUCCCGGACUUGGAUGAUGUCGAUCCGUGAUGAGGGUAACCGAACAAGUACAUGUGGGGCUCUCUCAACGU